CGCUUUUUUUCUCCCUCAUUUUUCUCGCAAAAUUCACGCAUCAUUAUUCAUCGGGCUUCCUCUGUUUUUGCUCCACGCAGCAUCAGAGUUGGUCUUUUCCAGCCCGCUUUACUCUGCUGCCGCCUCCCCGUCAGCCCCACCAGGAACACGCACAGAUACGCGGCUCCCGCCCGGGGAAAUCGAGCCUGUUUGAGUCUCGAUUCAGUAUACACACAGUUAACAUAGCCUGGACUAGUGUGAGGCAAAUCCAGCCUAAUCGUCAAAACAGCCGACGCUAUAAUUACGAAGUCUCUAUAGAGACUAUAGAGCGACCGAGAGAGCAGCAGCUCUUGAGAAGAAAUCUCUCCGGAAUGCAGAGCAUGAGCUGCGAGAUUUACUGCUGUGACAUGUUCGAAAACACUGUGGCAAAUAUGGAGAAGUGAGGCUGUUCCUCUGUAUGAAGAGUCUGGCCGGAGCUGUCAGAACCACGCCUAUAGGGGCCCACAAUUGGUCCAGAAAGCGUAAAAUCAGCAAUCAAAGGGGCUUGGUUCAUUAGUGUUGGGGAUGGAGGCAGGAAGGACAUGUGAGAUAGUCACAGAUCUGCAGUGAACGGGGCCACAUCUCUCCAGUCAGUGUGGGAUGACUGAGAAACCGCUUAUUUCUCUGAGAGGCACACAGCGCAGCCGGGCUCUGCCUUCUACUGAAGCGCCACUUCUGCUGACGGACUCGGUGCAGGAACCAAAGGAAACGCACAUCAGCAGCAACUCUGGGCUAUUUUCUUCACCCCGAUAACGCGCUGUGUGUUCACUGUGCCGCUUUACAGACAUUACUGAGUGCUGUCGAAGAGCGGACCUUCUGGCUCUGGGCUGGGGGGAGAUACCAUUAAAAUAUCUGUUAUUUCACUUCGCUUUUUGUGGAUGCACCGAUGAGAGAUCCAGUUUUCACAGGGACUGCAAUGGCUUAUCACCCUUUCCACGCACACCGGCCGACCGAUUUCCCCAUGUCCGCCUUUCUAGCGGCCGCUCAGCCUUCCUUCUUCCCGGCGCUCAGCCUCCCUCCCGGUGCUCUCACUAAGCCGAUCACGGACCACGGCCUGGCAGGGGCGGCGGAGGCUGGGCUCCACCCGGCUCUCAGUCACCAUCAGGCGGCUCAUCUCCGCAGCAUGAAAAGCCUGGAGCCCGAGGAGGAAGUGGACGACGAUCCAAAAGUUACACUGGAAGCCAAGGAUCUUUGGGACCAGUUUCACAAACUCGGAACGGAGAUGGUUAUUACCAAGUCAGGAAGGAGGAUGUUCCCUCCGUUCAAAGUGCGAAUAAACGGCCUCGAUAAAAAAGCCAAAUACAUCCUGCUGAUGGACAUCGUGGCGGCGGACGACUGCCGCUACAAGUUCCACAAUUCCCGCUGGAUGGUGGCGGGCAAGGCCGACCCCGAGAUGCCCAAGAGGAUGUAUAUCCACCCGGACAGCCCGGCCACCGGCGAGCAGUGGAUGGCCAAGCCUGUUGCUUUCCAUAAACUCAAGCUGACCAACAACAUCUCGGACAAACAUGGAUUUACGAUCCUGAACUCCAUGCACAAGUACCAGCCCAGGUUCCACAUAGUGCGGGCCAACGACAUCCUGAAGCUUCCCUACAGCACCUUCAGGACGUACGUGUUCCCCGAGACCGAGUUCGUGGCUGUGACAGCAUAUCAGAACGACAAGAUAACACAGCUGAAGAUCGACAACAACCCGUUCGCCAAAGGUUUCAGAGACACGGGAAACGGAAGGAGAGAGAAAAGGAAGCAGCUGUCCAUGCCUUCGCUGCGGAUGUACGAGGACCAGUGCAAGGCGGACAGGGAGGGCGCGGACUCGGACGCCUCGUCCAGUGAACCUCCUGCCGGCAGGGACACAGUCCACUCCCCGCUGGGAGCGGGUACCAGCCCGCUGAGGUUCAGCAGGCCAAGUCGAGAUGAUAAAACAUGCACUGACAGCGAGCAAGAGCUGGAGCAUCAAGAUGAGCGCUGCACCGGGUCCAACAGCCCGGGACCCGAACCCGUGUCCCCCUACAACUCCAGGUGUGAGGAGCGCAUGAGGGAAAGACCCAUUGCUGAGAAGAAGGAUGACUCUUUAUUCAGUAUAAGGAGCCUUGAGAAGGACAAAGUGGAAAGCAGGCACAGGAAGGACACCACAGACGUGUUAACAAAAGACUCGGAGGCUGGAGGCAUCAGUGCCACUAAGGAUGCCUUCUCCCCUCUUGUAGUCCAGACCGAGAGCCCCUCACACUUCAGCCCAGGCCAUUUACAAAGCUUGGCUCUGUCUGGCCUGCACAGUCAGCAGUUCUUUAACCCUCUGAACACCGGAUCGCCACUGUUGUUUCACCCUGGGCAGUUUGCCAUGGCCCCUGGAGCCUUUUCCGCUAUGGGCAUGGGGCAUCUAUUGGCCUCUGUAUCUGGAGCAAGUGGUUUGGAAAAUGGCAGCCUCUCCACCCAGGGCACAGGAGGAACCCCAAACCCCUUCCCCUUCCAUCUGUCCCAGCACAUGCUUGCCUCUCAGGGCAUCCCCAUGCCUCCAUUUGGGGGUCUCUUCCCGUAUCCUUACACCUACAUGGCAGCAGCUGCAGCAGCAGCCUCAGCCUCAGCCCUCCCAGCCACCAGCACAUCCAGUCCCCUCUCCAGGAACCCCUUCCUCGGCUCAUCCAGGCCACGGCUCCGCUUCAACCCCUACCAGCUCCCGGUGUCUCUGCCUCAAAGCUCGAGCCUGCUCACCACCGGCCUACAGGGAAGCAUCAACCCAGGCUCAGAGUCCUCCAAACCGGGCAGUAGGGAAACCAGCCCAGCACCGGAGCACCACAGCAAUCACAAGACAGGAGGCUCAAGUGGGAGGGUUGCGUCUCCCAAAACCUCCGUGAAGGACUCGGUGAACGAGCUGCAGAGCAUCCAGAGACUGGUUAGCGGCCUGGAGGGCCAAAGGGAACCCUCCCCAAAUACAGACUGUCCCAAGUGAUUAAGACUCUCUGACUGGGAUGAAGACUUGGCUUGAAUACUAGAGGACUAUAAGUGCAUAUGUCCUGUACAGCACAUUACAGAGACUGGGAUGAAGGCAUGACUGAUGGGCGUUGAUGAAGGCCAAUUAUGACUAUUUUUUGGAACAAAGCUGCAGGUAGACAGAAAUAUAGUCUAUGUAAUUAUAUUUAAUCUUUUUCAAUUCGCAAGUAUUGAAAGUUUCCUUCAGAGCUGACCUGUUGGAAAGCGUGAAAAGCUUCAGCACCAUCAGACACCAAAGUCCUCCCUGAAAUCCCAGUGUUUUUAGGGUUAGCUUUUGAAGACGGCCAGACCCACCAAAACAAAGAAAUACACAAAACAGAAAAAAAAAAUCCCUGCUGCAAUUCUACACUCAUUAAAUAAAAACGAUUUAGAAAAGAAUAAUAAGGAAAUAACUCAAAUGUGAGGAAAAUAAAGAAUUAAAUAAUCACAAAAAAAACUUUAACCUAAGGUCAAGGAUGCCUAUCAGAGAGUCACAGUGACACUACAAAACAAGCAAACAAGUAGUGAAUUAAACUUCAUCAUGUCAUAUCACAGGUGGACCACGCAAGGCCACUAUCGGCCUCUUAUACCGGUCUAACCUGCCCGAGAGCCUGCAGCUCCGCACUGUGCGUGGGGCACUGUGGAAAGUGUGUGCUGUUAAGUUUGGGUAACCUGAAGCACUUGAGCAUCCGAGCCUGGUUUCUAAACUCCACGCCUGAACACGAGGCUUACGACGCCGACAGGCAAGUCUGAUUAUUUCAAAAGGGAUGGAAGGUGAACGUCCCGCCUGCGAGAGGAAGAAAGAACCGUUUAUCAUUUAAUGCCAGAAAAAAAAAAUCUUUCUGAACUAUUUAUGUAAUUAAAAAAAAUCUGUAAAUAAAGCUAAGAUCCAAGAAUAUGCAAUUGGUAUUAAUUUAUUCAAGGCUGUAUAUUAGCGUGUAUAUAUUUCGAAUGGAACUUUCCCCCUCUUACUUAUCCUGCCCCCCCUCCUCUUCCUCCUUCCGCCCCGUUUUACAUAUACUGUACAUGAAAGCUAUUUAGCGCUUGUUGGUUUGAAAAAAAAAAGAAAAAAAAACUGUGUAUGAAGCAUCGAUGACUUUUUUUAGGAGACGUGUGCCAUGUUUUAGUCUGCAUCCACCGACAAACACAGAGGAACAGAGAGUGAGAUAGAGAGAGCUCCACAUGGAUUCUAAAACACCUCAGGUUAUUUCACUUCAGCCAGGAGACAUUCAAAGUAAUUCCUCCUAUGGGCGCAUCGUUCAUAUCUAUUCAUAAAUAUAUUUAAAGUUGGAAAUAUCUUGUUUAUGCUGGUUGUCCGGGUAUUUUUUUUCUUUUUGUUUUUUUUCUUUCUUUCUUUCUUUUUUCUUUUUUUUUGGUUUGUCUCACAAUUUCAAUAAAAAAAUGUUGUGCGAAAGGUUGUACUAUUAUUAUUAUUAGUAUUAUUAUCACCUCACUCUACCAACUGUCACCACUUUUGGAGCCUUUUUAAUGAAGUCAUGUAAGCUAAGGUUUCACACAAAUAAGGGCCUGCUUGUAGACACACACGCGUACGCGCGGGGCAGGAGCGCCCCCUGUCGGCCACAUAUCGAACAGGAGAAAAAGGUGUGGUUUGCUAAAUUUGAUAAGAAAAUUUGUCUGGGUCGAGUUUGCAUGUCAUUAAAAACAGAUUUAAAUUGCAUGGUGAAAUUUGUGGGUCAAAAUUGCUGGCAGAAUUUUUGCAUUAAGACUACAGCUAUGACUAUUACAGCGUGCUUUAUUGUUUCAGACUUUACAUGAGCAAACGAAUUAAAGAGCAGGCUUUGCCCCUCUA
Pelmatolapia mariae (spotted tilapia) is the source of this 4789-nucleotide messenger RNA. RefSeq names its product T-box transcription factor 2b (gene tbx2b). Gene Ontology annotation, cellular component: nucleus. The record is from RefSeq and is a predicted model, not a curated record. Gene Ontology annotation, biological process: cell fate specification; positive regulation of DNA-templated transcription; regulation of transcription by RNA polymerase II. The coding region runs from base 905 to 2959 and encodes 684 amino acids. Gene Ontology annotation, molecular function: RNA polymerase II cis-regulatory region sequence-specific DNA binding; DNA-binding transcription factor activity, RNA polymerase II-specific. Lineage: Eukaryota; Metazoa; Chordata; Actinopteri; Cichliformes; Cichlidae. The transcript is spliced from 8 exons.